UUGACCACUGGUCUUGCUAGCGAGGGAUGAUGGGAGUUGUAGUCCAAAAACAGCUGGAGGCCCAAGGUUGGGGAACAGUGGACUAGGUGACCCUCGCCUCCCCCUUCCCGCUCUACAAUGAACAAAACGGGGGGGGGCAGCCUUUGCCCAGGCCUUGUCCACGCAAAUCCAAAGCCCACGAAGAAGGCGCGCUGCGGCCUAGAUGCUGAAGAAGACGCCUCGCCCCUCAGUUUGCCCUCAGGGGAAGGCUGCCCCCCCCGCCCCAAACUCGGCAGGCGCAACUCGGCCGCUCAUGUUUGGCCCGCUGCCACCGACCAGAGGCGAAGAGAGGCGGCUGGCAGCCCUCGGUGACUGGGCUGCCGCGCGUGGGUUGUGAGGCAUGCUGCCCGUUCAUGGAGGGGAAGUGGGGCCUUCCUUCAGCCGCCGGCCGUUGGCGAGCUGAGGCGAAUGUUCUCCUCCGCCCGCGUCCCAGAGGCGGCCGUUGGCCGGAGAGCGCGCGCUGACCGCGUGACGGCCUGUCCAGGGGGCAGUGGCAGCCCGGUCGCUAGGCAACCGCCAAGCGGUCCCUGCCGGGGUCGGGGUGGCGAGAGCGGCCGCUGGACGGAGGGCCCCUUUCCCACCAUGGAGGCCAUUAAGACCACGGCGGUGUUUCAGAGCGUGGACCCCUCGCUUAGGGCCUAUUUCAAGAAACACUCCAUCCCCGACAUCUAUGAGGCCCUGUUGUGUGGUCUGCUAGCUAUGCGUCCAGAUGAUCCACUCAAGUUUUUAGAAGAAAAGCUCAAAGAAGUAAUGGAAAAAGGUCUAUAUAGUAUUUUAUGGGACACGUGUAUUGAUCCAGACCUAAGUCUAAGACUAAAAGCGAUUUCAGAUACAUAUUUACACACCCUUUUGGGACUGGAUGAUGAUCAACUAAUGACUGAGGAUUUAUGUGAUAAAGCAUGGGACUUUUAUAGCAUUAACUUAAAGAGAAUGUGCUUUGAUGCCUGGACAGAGUAUUGUUCUAAGAGGAAAAUUUCUAGGGAAAUUUUUCAGAGAAAGAUGGCUUUUGCAAAACACUUCUAUGAACAAAAACAAUUAAAAUUAAAGUUACAGCAGUGGAGCGAUUGGGUGAAGUUUCGCCAUGAACAACACAAAACAGCAGCAAGGAGGCUUGGGAGAAUCUUUGAUUGCUCUUUACAGAUGAUUGUCUUAAAGGCUUGGCGAAAACAGACUGGCUUUACUAAAAAGGCUAAAAAAUACAGUGAGCAAAUAGUAGAAGAUUCUGAAGAUUUUCUUAGUGUUGACUAUCAUGGUGAGAAACGUGAAAAACGUGAAAGGCAUGAAAAGCAUGAAAAACAGGAGAAAGAAAAAAGUCACUCUUUAAAACAUUCACAUGAAGAUUAUAUAUCAGCACCACCUAUAAAAUCUGGCAGAGAUCAUAUGGCAAAACUGCCAGAAAGAGCAGUGGCCCAGGUCUUCCAUUAUUUAACUAUAAUCGAUUUGGCAAGAUGUGCUCAGGUUAACCGAAAUUGGAAAGCAAUGACACAAAUGGGUUCAGUAUGGAGUAAUAUUAAUUUUUCUGCAGUAAAAGAGAAGAUUAAAGAUAACAUAGCCGGAAAUAUUUUGCUGAAGUGGCAUACUAAUGUGCUGAAUUUGAAUCUUCGUGGUUGUUCUACUCUUUAUUGGUUUACUUUUAAAAAUAUUGCUCACUGUAAGAAUUUGCAAGACUUAAAUGUCACUGAAUGCCAAGGGUUAAGUGAUGAACUAAUAAGGCUUGUAACAGAAGGUUGCCCGGCAAUCCUUUACUUAAAUUUAUCUCACACAGAUAUCACAAAUGGAACACUAAGACUUCUGUCAAGGGGAUGCCCCAAUUUACAGUAUUUAAGUUUAGCUUAUUGCAGAAAAUUCACAGACAAUGGCUUACUGUACCUCGGCUCUGGAAGAGGGUGUCACAAGCUCAUCUACUUGGAUAUUUCAGGCUGCCUCCAGCUUACAGUGGAAGGCUUCAGGAAUAUUGCUGACAGCUGCAGUGGUAUCAAACACUUGAUCAUUAAUGAAAUGCCCACUCUAUCAGACAGAUGUAUUCAGGCUUUAGCUGAAAAAUGCCAUCAGAUUGUGUCUGUUGAAUUUAAUGAAUCCCCACAUGUUUCUGAUGCAGCUUUUAAAGCACUUGCUAAAUGUAAACUUGUCAAGAUGAAAAUACAAGGGAGUAAUCAGAUUACUGACCUAACUUUCAAACUCAUAAGCAAAUCCUGGCCUCAUAUGAAACACAUUUGUGUGACUGACUGCCAGAAGAUAACAGAUUUGAGUCUCAAGAUGAUUGCACCGCUGCCUGAUAUUGUUGUACUGAAAUUAUCAGAUUGUAUAAGAGUCAGUGAUGGAGGACUAAAAGCAUUUACUGAUGGUGCUUCAGGCUCAAAUAUACGAGAACUCAGCUUGGCCAAUUGUUCCUAUAUCACUGACAGUGCUAUCACAAAAAUAGCCCACAGGUGCCACAAUCUGAUUUAUCUGAAUCUGCGUUAUUGCCAAUCUGUGACUGAUGCUGGAAUUGAUGCUUUAACACAGAUCUCCUCACUUGCAUAUCUUAAUAUUUCUGGAAUUAAUGUCACAGACCAGGCUAUGGAUGCUCUUGGCAAACUCUGGAAAAUAAAGGAGAUUAUUAUAUCAGAAUGCAGGCUAUUAACUGAUACAGGAAUUAAGAGAUUCUGCCUUGAUUUAAGACGCCUAGACCACGUUGAUUUAUCUUAUAACCAGCAGUUAACAAAUAAUUCGUUAAAAAAUUUGGCAUUCAACUGCCACAGAAUUACAAUUCUAAGUGUGACUGGUUGUCCCAAGGUCACUGAUACCGGCAUUCAGUUUGUGGCUGCAGAAUGCCCUUUUCUGCACUAUUUGGAUAUUUCAGGCUGCAUGUGUAUUACUGACAGAACACUUAAGUGUCUGUGGAAAGGUUGCCAACAACUUCGAAUUCUUAAGAUGCUGUACUGCCCAAAUAUUACCAGACAAGCAGUUUCAAAAUUUGCACCAAGGCUCCAGAAAUACGAAUACAACGAUGAAGAACCUCCUCAAUGGUUUGGUUAUGAUACCAAGGAUGACACACCCAUUCCAAAGAAACAUAAAAAACCUCGGCCAAGCAUAGAGCCAAGUAUAGAGUCCAGUUCACCCUCCAUGCUAUCCCCCUCAGCAGAAAAAAGUGUGGAAUUCAGUCUCCCCCCACAGUAGAACCUCCACAGAAUACUGGUAAUCAUAUAUGUUUAAUAGCCUUAAGCACAAAGAAUUGAAAUGCAAACUCAUUUUUGUUUUGUUUAAGAAGAUAAUGAUGCAUUGUCUUAAGAUUGUUUUUAGUUUGAUAGCUAGUACAAGUCAUCCUAGAAAACAUUGUUACUGUCUUUCCUAAUUAGUUCAGUCAAAUAAAUGUUAUUAUUUUGUUCAGUUCUUCUUUGAACACCAGUCAGCAAAGAGCUUAGUUUUCUCUACAAAUAAUUAACAUAAUUUGUGUACAGUUUAGUGUACAUUUAAGAAAAUUAAGUUGGUAUUUUUCUGGUUGUUGAAGACAGCAUUCUGCCCCUUAGUAAGCUCAGAUUUCCCCAGCUGUCACUCAAACUAAGGAGGCCUUAAAAAGAAAAAAAGGUGCAUUUUAUCUAUGGAGUAUCUUGUGUAUCUUGCGUUGAGAUAGUUUGUAUGCCAAUCAGUUUCACCCACACGUUACCUAAAAUGCACAAGUGAAACACAUAUUCCUCAAAUAAUAAACAUUCUUUAUUGUUUACUUAUUA
Podarcis muralis (Common wall lizard) is the source of this 3749-nucleotide messenger RNA. It is a transcript of the gene FBXL13, whose product is annotated as F-box and leucine rich repeat protein 13. The record is from RefSeq and is a predicted model, not a curated record. Gene Ontology annotation, molecular function: protein binding. Gene Ontology annotation, biological process: SCF-dependent proteasomal ubiquitin-dependent protein catabolic process. NCBI's taxonomy places the organism in Eukaryota, Metazoa, Chordata, Lepidosauria, Squamata, Lacertidae. Gene Ontology annotation, cellular component: SCF ubiquitin ligase complex.